Molecule: messenger RNA, 1133 nt
Organism: Triticum urartu
Lineage: Eukaryota; Viridiplantae; Streptophyta; Magnoliopsida; Poales; Poaceae
Source: RefSeq, a predicted model, not a curated record
AGCAAGCUUUUCAAAUGGAGAGUAGUGAAAGAGAUUCUCCAAAUGGAUGGGAAGAUCCAACCACGAUAUCGUCAGACGUCAAUUGAAGUUUUCAAUAAUCCAGAUAGUGAUGCGAAGGUGUUACUUGCAUCUACAAGAGCUUGCUGUGAAGGGAUUAGCCUAACCGGAGCUUCAAGAGUUGUUCUUCUAGAUGUGGUUUGGAAUCCCGCUGUGGGAAGGCAAGCUAUCAGUAGGGCAUUUAGGAUAGGACAGAAGAAAUUUGUAUAUACAUACAAUUUAAUAACUUAUGGAACAGGUGAAGGUGACAAGUAUGAUAGGCAAGCAGAAAAGGACCAUUUGUCUAAGUUGGUCUUCUCUCAAGAGGAUGAGUUCAAUAAUGUCAGGAACAUGCUAUCAAAAGCUGAAAUGGAUCACUGUUCUAAGUUGAUAUCUCAGGAUAAGGUUCUGGAGGAGAUGACCUCCCAUGACCAGCUAAAAGGCAUGUUCUUAAAGAUACACUAUCCACCAACUGAGUCAAACAUGGUUUUCACUUACAAUCAGAUUGCCCCUGAGUUGAGUUAAUGGUAACAUUGGCAUCAGUUUGAUUAAUACUAACAAGUACUUAUGUCUGCUCAUCGAGUCAUUUAUACUGAUGCCAGCAAAAUGAAAUAAAGGAGCCUACCACAUGUUUUCAUGGGAGAUAUCUGCAGCAGUCACAUGUAUACAUGACGUCCUUUAGUGGCUGGCCUUCGCUUGCUAACUCAAGUAUGGUGGCAGCUGCCAAUAUUCGCAGAUGAUGCGUUUUUCAGUAGUGCUUUCUGUGGUAGAGUGGGAGGGAUCAGCACAAUCUAGAGAUGAAUCGGUUUGAUCUGUAUCUGUUGCUUAUUCUUGGCUGCUUGCUCAAAGUGAAUCUCGAGACGUUUGGGAGCUACUGGAUGUAACUGUAAAAACAUGCAAUGGGUUUUGCGCUAGAAAGGCCGCUGGUAGUGCUGUAGAGUCAUGCUCAAACGUCUCUAGGUUAGUAAUUUUCGCCAGCGAGUUGGAAAACAAUGUCUGAUCAUCAUUCAGUCAUAUGAUGCUCAGUACGGCGGUUUAAUUGAAUAAUCUAUUGGCAAGUAUUCCCGAGGGCAGAUGGAUAUAUGGCCUUUCCAUGA